CUUUCGGUACCGAGUAAAGCGGAGAUGGCUGCACCUUUCCAGUCCAGGGAAGCUUUCCUGGAUUUUCUGAAAGCUCCAGAGGGCAGUGAAGGCCGCACUCUAGUUGGGGACUCAAGGUGGUCAAACAAAGACUUGGCACCAACACCCNNGUACAACUUGCCUCUCUACUGGUUCUCUGCUCAAUUCUCCAUUGUUGGCUGGAACACUGGGUCAUCCUUGGUUACCGUCGGUCUCACAUGGCAGCAGUCCUUCAUAUCUGCUUGCAUUGGCUCAUUCCUUGCCUCUGUGAUUGUCGUCUUGAUGGCUCGUCCGGGAGCGAAAUAUCAUAUCGGCUACCCAGUACUCGCAAGAUCGGUCAUGGGGAUGUACGGAUCUUACUUCUUUGUAUUCAUUCGAGCCAUAGUGUGCAUCGUCUGGUACGGCAUCCAAACAUUCUAUGCCGGCAACGUCCUCUCUGUCAUGUUUCGCUGCAUGUUUGGGAGCUCCUGGAACAAUCUCGACAAUACGCUACCGCUAAGCUCGAACGUAUCGUCGAAACAGCUUCUGGCAUUCUUCAUAGCAUGGCUCAUACAAUUUCCGUUCCAUAUACACUACAUCUUUACGAUCAAAGGAUUUACCAUGCCCGUGGCUGCUUUUGCUCUAUUCGGAUGUGCUAUGAGCAUGGGUGCGGGAUUGGGAGAUAUGGGCAUCGCUUCGAAAGCCGGCGAACUCUCUUCUUCAGUCACGCCUCUAGGCUGGUCCAUCAUGUCUGGAAUAAAUACGAUCUUUGGAGGUUUGUCGCCUAUGCUAGUCAAUCAGCCCGAUCUUGCUCGCUACUGUAAGAGACCUCGAGACGCUGGAUUUCUCCAAGGCCUUUGUGUUUUCUUCCCUACAGUUCUCGUCUUCUUUUUGGGACUGGCUUCAACGACAUCCAUCCAGAUAGAGUGGGGAACUGCUUACUGGAAUGUUUGGGAUCUUCUCGACGUCAUCCUUGACCACCAUUUCAGCGCAGGUGCUCGUACUGGUAUCUUCUUCAUUGCCCUCACAUUCUUNUUCGGCGUGUUUGUGACCAACAUUGGCGCGAACUCGCUCCCAUUUGGUGCCGAUAUGACAGGUCUGGUUCCCAAGUUCUUGACAAUUCGCCGGGGACAGAUCCUUUGUGCAAUCUUGGGAGUAGUUGUGCAACCAUGGCAGCUCAUGGCAAACGCGUCGGCCUUUCUCAGCUUCUUGGGAUCGUACAACAUCUUCAUGGCGCCGCUUUGUGCCAUCAUCAUCGUUGACUACUUCAUCAUCCGCAAAGGCAACCUACAUGUACGGUCAUGUUUCAGUGGCAGCAAUGCUGGCCUGUAUUGGUACUGGUCAGGUGUCAAUAUAGUUGGCGUAACUGCAUGGCUCCUUGGCACAACCAUGGGAAUACCCGGUCUCAUUGGACAGUAUCAGCCAGAAAUCAUUAGCUUGGCCGCAAAGAACAUGUACAGGCUCGGUUACCUGUUGACGUUCACGACGGCAGCGACAGUGUAUUAUGUCCUGAGGUUGUUCGUCAAGCCACGGAUCUUCCCUACUGAGCGCGAAGAUUCACCUUUCCAGUGGGAGUGGCUUGCAAACGAGGGACGGGAAGGCUUCUACGAUGAUGAGAAGGAUGGUAACGAGCUCUUCGCACCUGCCACACCGCCUGCAAUGGAAGCCGAGGAGGUCCAGAUGAGCGAGAAAGGUUACGAAUUGAAAGUCUGA
This is a messenger RNA of Aureobasidium musti, 1710 nucleotides long. Lineage: Eukaryota; Fungi; Ascomycota; Dothideomycetes; Dothideales; Saccotheciaceae. The record is from the annotation of a GenBank genome assembly.